CAUUACAGGGCCGAUCUCCGUGGACGGGAUUCUGAAACCGCCGCCCGCCUUUGCUCCUGGACCGUUCCGCCCGCCGCCGGCGCCGAUGGAGCGCCUCCGGAUCGCCGUCUCGCACCGCCCGCCUCUGCCCAUCCGCGCCCCGAACCAUCUCCGCCGGCGCCAGCUCCACCUCCCCGCUCCCCUUCCCCUCACACUCGCCUCCCGCCCCCUGUCUUCGCAGCAUCGCCUGCUCUCCCCCACCCCUCGCCGCCACGCCCGGCGUCUCCUCGCCUCGCAAUCGCCUGUCCCCGAAUCCGACCCCGAGCCCGACGUGGAGGCCGGCGCUGCCCCCGCCGGCGCCAAGCUCGUCCCGCUCGUCGUCUCCCUCGCGGCCGGCCUCGCCGUGCGCUUCCUCGCGCCGCGGCCCGCCGAGGUGACCCUGCAGGCGUGGCAGCUGCUCUCCAUCUUCCUCUCCACCAUCGCGGGGCUCGUGCUCGGCCCGCUGCCCGUGGGCGCCUGGGCUUUCGUCGGCCUCACCACCGCCGUGGCCACGCAGACGCUCCCCUUCGAGGCCGCCUUCUCCGCCUUCACCAACGAGGUCAUCUGGCUCAUCGUCAUCUCCUUCUUCUUCGCGCGAGGCUUCGUCAAGACCGGCCUCGGCGACCGCAUCGCCACCUACUUCAUCAAGUGGCUCGGGGGCAGCACGCUGGGGCUCUCCUACGGGCUCACCGUCAGCGAGGCCUGCAUCGCGCCGGCCAUGCCCAGCACCACCGCCAGGGCCGGGGGCGUCUUCCUGCCUAUCAUCAAGUCGCUCGCGCUCUCCGCGGGCAGCAAGCCUAACGACCAGUCGUCGCGGAAGCUCGGCUCCUAUCUUGUGAUGACCCAGUUCCAGGCAGGUAGUAACUCAAGUGCUCUCUUCCUGACUGCUGCAGCACAAAAUCUGUUAUGCUUGAAGCUAGCAGAGGAGCUUGGUAUCAUAGUUGCAAAUCCCUGGGUGUCAUGGUUCCAGGCUGCUAGUUUGCCAGCUAUAGUGUCCCUGCUAGCAACACCAUACUUGCUAUAUAAAAUCUUUCCCCCUGAAAUAAAAGACACACCUGAAGCCCCAGCAUUAGCUGCAGAAAAGCUGAAGCGCAUGGGCCCGGUGACUAAGAAUGAGUGGGUUAUGAUUGGUACAAUGAUUCUUGCAGUGUCAUUAUGGGUGUUCGGGGAUGCUAUUGGUGUAUCUAGUGUUGUUGCUGCGAUGCUUGGGCUCUCUAUUCUUCUCCUGCUUGGUGUGCUAGACUGGGAUGAUUGCUUGAGUGAGAAGUCGGCAUGGGAUACAUUGUCCUGGUUUGCGGUUCUAGUUGCAAUGGCGGGACAGCUCACAAACUUUGGAAUCGUGUCGUGGAUGUCAACUUCCGUUGCCAAGCUGCUUGAAUCUUUCUCAUUGAGUUGGCCUGCAGCUUUUGUUGUUCUUGAGGCCUCCUACUUCCUCAUUCACUAUCUAUUUGCGAGUCAGACGGGGCAUGUUGGAGCUCUAUACUCUGCGUUUCUAGCUAUGCAUGUAGCGGCUGGUGUUCCUCGUGUGCUGUCUGCGCUUGCUUUGGCAUUCAGCACAAAUCUGUUUGGUGCACUAACACACUAUAGUAGUGGACAAGCUGCGGUAUAUUUUGGAGCGGGGUACCUCGAGCUUCCAGAUAUAUUCAGGCUGGGCUUUAUAACAGCCCUGAUUAAUGCUUUGAUAUGGGGAGUUGUUGGUACCUUUUGGUGGAAAUUUCUGGGGCUCUAUUGACACUAGCUGCACUACUGUAAGGUGACGAAAACGUUUGCUCUGCAACUCGCUGAAUUGUCCAUGGUUCCGAGCUCUAUUGAUGAUAUGUCAGAUGUCUGUGUCAAGCCUUGGGUCAUUUCCUCUUCAUCUUGUACAGUUCCCCGUUUUCUGUAAUGUAGAUUAGAGCUGAACAGUUCGAUGCUAAAACAUGCCAGUCUUGUUACAGUAUUCUCCAUGGUUGGAGUACCGGUCUAUUUCUGAACCUGCAAUUUUUA
Hordeum vulgare subsp. vulgare (domesticated barley) is the source of this 2004-nucleotide messenger RNA. RefSeq names its product dicarboxylate transporter 2.1, chloroplastic-like. The record is from RefSeq and is a predicted model, not a curated record. The transcript has 4 exons. Gene Ontology annotation, biological process: transmembrane transport. Lineage: Eukaryota; Viridiplantae; Streptophyta; Magnoliopsida; Poales; Poaceae. Gene Ontology annotation, molecular function: transmembrane transporter activity. Bases 86 to 1750 code for a protein of 554 amino acids. Gene Ontology annotation, cellular component: membrane.